AUGGCUUCCCGCAAGCAUAUCUAUCUACCGACCGAAAUCCUUGUCGAGAUUGCGCAAUGCAUACGGGACUCUCGGGAGGACGACGAUUCCCAGACGGAUUCCCCAUUUGGGGAUCAAGCAACACUUCACAGCUUCUGUUUAGUGUCUCGCCAGUGGUAUUCUGCCGGCAUCGAAAUUCUGUACUCCCGGCCUGAUCUUAGUAAAGGAAGCAGCUUUGCGCAAUUUACAAGCACGGUGUGCCCACCUCUUCGUGCCAAGAAACCGACUCUGGAUUUCGGGUCAAUGGUCCGCUUCUUGUGGCUCGCUGGACUGGUACACCAAAGUUCGAACAGCCUGACAUCAAGGCUGCUUGGUCGCGUAAAAAAGAACCUGCAGGUUUUUGUUGCUCCAAGGACAUCAUUUUCUAUCAAUAGCCUUGCGCCAUUGUCGAAAUGCAAAGAGCUCAUUCACCUCCGCCUCGGCCUAGUGAUAGAGCCUAUCGAGCUUCCCGUCCUCAAAAAGGCAAUUGGCAAUCUUCACAAGCUGAGGUCGCUUUUUCUGCCGUCCUCGAUGUUGAUCACUGACGAUCAAUCGGGUUCAUGCUGGCCUCCAAAUAUCCAGCACAUGCAGCUGGGUGGAAAAUUCGACCUGGAGUCGAUGCCUACUUUCAGGUGGCCACCAAAUCUUACUAGUCUCGCAUUCUGUGGCUGUGAAGACCUGAACCCUUUCACUCUUGAACUGAUUCUCAUGAAUCACCAACUCUGCACAACGCUGCGCGCAUUGUCUCUUCACUCUUCGAAUGGCAAUAUGCUGGGUGAUGAUGAAACCUCUAUUCUAAGUGGCUUGGUCGGGUUGAGACGGCUUGAGGUGCCCAUUGAUCUUCUGUAUUCAUUGCUCAUUCUCCCUGCAUCCGAUGAAAUUAGCUCGCCGCUCUCAAUUCGCGAAUUGAUCCUCACAGCACAAUAUGAGGAAGAAUUCGAGCCGGAGUUUGAUCUUGAUGAGCUCCAAAAGGCCCUGGGACGGAAUCUUUCGCGGGUUUGCGGAUUGGGUAUCUCUCCGAAGUGCCUCGAUCUAAUACCAAAGGAAUCUCAUUCCAGAAUUGAUAAGAAGAUCUGGAAGAAUAUUGAUGAGUGCCCGGAGAAUGAACUGGACUAUGUCUAUGACCUAGGUCUCUACGAAAUAGAAAAUGAGCUUUGUUGA
Molecule: messenger RNA, 1179 nt
Organism: Penicillium arizonense
Lineage: Eukaryota; Fungi; Ascomycota; Eurotiomycetes; Eurotiales; Aspergillaceae
Product: F-box domain protein
Exons: 2
Coding region: 1-1179 (392 amino acids)
Source: RefSeq, a predicted model, not a curated record